This is a messenger RNA of Coregonus sp. 'balchen', 5249 nucleotides long. The record is from the annotation of a GenBank genome assembly. Lineage: Eukaryota; Metazoa; Chordata; Actinopteri; Salmoniformes; Salmonidae.
AUGUCCAUGGCUGAUGCGUUACAGGUUGAGAAGGUGGAGAACAAAGCUCUGAAGCAGGUCUUUGACCUCAUGAAGAGGCAGUUGCAGGUGUCUAGCUCUUCUCAGCGAAUGUACCAGCGCUUGCCUGCGCAAUUCUGUGACCUGCUCAGCAGAGUGGGCUUUCAGAUGGAGUUUGCGCCACCUGACGGUAAAAGAGAUUCAGAUGGAGUUUGCACCACCUGACGGUAAGAGAUUCAGAUGGAGUUUGCACCACCUGACGGUAAGAGAGAUUCAGAUGGAGUUUGCACCACCUGACGGUAAGAGAGUUUCAGAUGGAGUUUACACCACCUGAUGGUAAGAGAUUCAGAUGGAGUUUGCACCACCUGACUGUAAGAGAGAUUCAGAUGGAGUUUACACCACCUGAUGGUAAGAGAGAUUCAGAGUUUGCACCAGUGGUGGAAAAAGUACCCAAUUUUCAUACUUGAGUAAAAGUAAAGAUACUUAAUAAAAAAUGACUCAAGUAAAAGUCAGUCACCCAGUAAAAUACUACUUGAGUAAAAGACUAAAAGUAUUUGGUUUUAAUUAUACUUAAGUAUCAAAAGUAAAUGUAAAAGUACAAAUCAUUUCAAAUUCCUUAUAAUAAGCAAACCAGAUGGCGCCACUUUCUUGUUUUUGUUAUUUACGGAAAGCCAGGGGCACACUCCAACGCUCAAACAUAAUUUACAAAUGAAGCAUGUGUGUUUAGUGAGUCCGCCAGAUCAGAGGCAGUAAGGAUGACCAGGGAUGUUCUAUUGAUAAGUGCCUGAAUUGGACCCUUUUCCUGUCCUGCUAAGCAUUCAAAAUGUAACGAGUACUUUUGGGUGUCAGGGAAAAUGUAUAGAGUAAAAAGUACAUUAUUUUCUUUAGGAAUGUAGUGAAGUAAAAGUAAAAGUAGUCAAAAAUAUAAUAAUAAUAAUAUGCCAUUUAGCAGACGCUUUUAUCCAAAGCGACUUACAGUCAUGCGUGCAUACAUUUUUGUGUAUGGGUGGUCCCGGGGAUCGAACCCACUACCUUGGCGUUACAAGCGCCGUGCUCUACCAGCUGAGCUACAGAGGACCACAAUAUAAAUAGUAAAGUUAAGUACAGAUACCAAAAAAAACUACUUAAGUAGUACUUUAAAGUAUUUUUACUUAAGUACUUUACACCACUGGUUUGCACCACAUGACGGUCAGAGAGAUUCAGAUGGAGUUUACACCACCUGAUGGUAAGAGAGAUUCAGAUGGAGUUUGCACCACCUGACGGUAAGAGAGAUUCAGAUGAAGUUUGCACCACCUGACGGUAAGAGAGAUUCAGAUGGAGUUUACACCACCUGAUGGUAAGAGAGAUUCAGAUGGAGUUUGCACCAACUGACGAUUUGAGAGAUUCAGAUGGAGUUUACACCACCGGACGGUAAGAGAGAAUCAGAUGGAGUUUGCACCACCUGACGGUAAGAGAGAUUCAGAUGGAGUUUGCACCAAGUGACGGUUUGAGAGAUUCAGAUGGGGUUUGCACCACCUGACGGUUUGAGAGAUUCAGACAGAGUUUACACCACCUGACGGUAAGAGAGAAUCAGAUGGAGUUUGCACCUACUGACGGUAAGAGAGAAUCAGAUGGAGUUUGCACCACCUGACGGUAAGAGAGAUUCAGAUGGAGUUUACACCACCUGACGGUAAGAGAGAAUCAGAUGGAGUUUGCACCAACUGACGGUUUGAGAGAUUCAGAUGGAGUUUACACCACCUGACGGUAAGAAAGAAUCAGAUGGAGUUUGCACCACCUGACGGUAAGAGAGAAGCCACCUAUAGAAUAAGAAUGACAUAAUAGAGUACAUUUUGCAUCCCUUUGAUAGGGGGUUUGCACUAAUAUUGAAUUUUAAAAGCCUGUAUACUAAGUUAAGUGUCCUUUUAUAUAGACCACAAGGAACAUUCAAUAAUUCCGAUUUUUUUUAUAUGAAUAAAGACUUGCUAAAGUGCCAGAAAUCUGCAUUUUGACAUGUCCCUCGUCAUGUUUUUCCAACUUCUAGGAAGAUCUUAACCCACUUCAACCACAACACUUCUUCAUGGUUUCACCAUCUUUUGUAAAGCCCUAGUUACUGUAUAUUCUUGCUUUAACAGUCAUUUCUGAAGAUUCUAAUUUAUUUCAUGUGAUUAGUGAUUCACUUACACCUGUCCCUCAUUUUAAGGUCAACCCUGUUACGUGAACUGAACUCUCGUUUUAAUAUGGUGAAACUAUUCCUUUAGAAAAAUGUUUAUUUUCUCAAAAUAAACAUUGAACAUCUAACAGUCAACCAAGUGAGCUGGUCCUAUUCUUUUUGGCAAUUUUCUGGUGUUUUGUGGUGGAAAAAUGUGCGCGUCGAGCAUAACACGUCAAUCCUGUUACCCAUAGACAGACAAGCUAGACAUUAUUUUGUGAAGCUUGCAUUCAAUUGCCCCUCCCUGUUGCACACAACAAGCUUCCAUUCCCCCAUAUCACAAGGGGAUUUAUGGCUGAUUUAAGAUUUAUUUAAGAUUUAUUUAACCUCAACCAUGUUACUUUAAUGGCACUUUAGUUAUUUUAUUAUUUAAAAACCUUGAGUUGGGAAAACAUGUUUUUUAUGAAGUUGAGCAUGUGCUUUUUAUGACAAUGUUAAAAUGAGGUGAAAUUAAUAGUUACACUAGCCAACAUUUACUCUAUCCGUGGAACUACCGAAAUCAUAAUAUGCAGGUUGGCAACUUUCACAAGUCGUUUUCAAUCAAAGCACAUACCUAUUCCUGGUGUGUAGCUAAAAUAACACACAACCAUCACAAAACGGUUUUAUGUUGCAAUAGAUUCCACUUUCUCUUACAUUGUAUUACAAUAGUGCAAUAAUAUGUUUCAUCCACAGAGCCAAAGCUUGGAGAGGGGAUCUACUUCAGUGGCUGCGGCAUGGGGCAGAGAGACUGUGGAAGGGCUCACCUGACGAGGAGUACCUGUACUUCAUUGAGGCACAGGUGCUGACUGGCAUGUCAACUGUUGGCUGUCCAGGUCUCAUUGUGCCACCUCCCUUUGCCAGAGACCCACUCACCCUGUAUCAUAGUGUGAAAGGAGGCAGAGACAUCUGGGUCAUCUUCAAUGGUCACCAGGCUCUACCUGAAUAUCUGAUCACCUGCAAAAAGCCUACAUACGUAAAACCUCACGGUAAGAGGGAGAGACUGAUUCUAUAUGACAUUCUAUAGAAUACCCUAUUAGAAUAUAGAAAUAUAUUUAUUUCAUAAACACAAUGUUUUGUGUCCCAUGUUCACACAGCAUUGUUCAACUGGGGCAUCGCUAACAAGCCACAAAAGAAUGAGGACUUUGUCAUCGAGGGCCCGGGAAGUGGAUCCGGCUGUCUUCCACAUUUCUUCCAGAGUGGGUCAAGUAAAUCGUCUGAUCAAGGACCUGACCCUAAAAGAUCCAGACAGGAAUAUUAAAGUGGCCAGCAACAUGGUGGAUUGGCAGUAUCAGCAGCAGCCAGGGGGGCAGUACCAGAGCUUCCACGGCAGCCAGGGGGGCAGUUCCAGAGCUUCCAUGGCAGCCAGGGGGGCGGUACCAGAGCUUCCAUGGCAGCCAGGGGGGCAGUACCAGAGCUUCCAUGGCAGCCAGGGGGGGCAGUUCCAGAGCUUCCAUGGCAGCCAGGGGGGCAGUACCAGAGCUUCCAUGGCAGCCAGGGGGGCAGUACCAGAGCUUCCAUGGCAGCCAGGGGGGCAGUACCAGAGCUUCCAUGGCAGCCAGGGGGGCAGUACCAGAGCUUCCAUGGCAGCCAGGGGGGCAGUCCCAGAGCUUCCGCCACAUCCUUAACAUCCAUCUGCAGCAGGCGCUGGAGAGGAAGCAGCCCCGCGUGGAGGUCUCUGUCCGGGGGCAAAUGCACAAGGUCACCCUGCCUGACGGGGCUGCUACCAACACCUGUAGAAACAGACUCAAAAGCAGAUGCAUCGACCAGUUAGCAGGUACUCAAAACAGAGUUAAUUUGUUAUUUUAACCUUAGUUAACAAUGGGGAUAAGCCAAGUUCAAGUUCAACAUGUCCAUUAGCCGGAAGUCUGUUAGCAACUAGGGAGUUUUCCCUAGCCACCAUGCUUCUACAUCUGCAUUGCUUGUUGUUUGGGGUUUUAGGCUGGGUUUCUGUAUAGCACUUUGUGACAUCUGCUGAUGUAAAAAGGGCUUUAUAAAUAAAAUGUGUUUGAUUGAUUGCUUGACUAUCAUAUCCCAGCUAGUGUUAGCAUGAUGGCUAAGUGUGACAUGGUUUCUUAUGGGGAAAUGCUAACUGUUCACCAUCUUAGUAAUAACCGUGUUUGCUCUAGGUCAACCCAUUGAGAGUCUCCCUCAGCAUUGGGACGCCGUGCCAGCCAACACCUCCUGCCUGUCCUGCCUCAUCCAGACAGGAAGCCCAGAGCACAAUGAAGUCUUAAACCUGUUCCGAGCCACCUGCCCCAACAACGUUAUAAAGGUAGGCUACCUGUUUUUCCAAAAAAUAUACUUCCCAUUGUAGUUAUUUUUAUGUCUUCGGAUGUUCUGGACGUUCUCUGCAUGGGUGUGUGUCUAAUGGGCUGAUUAGUUUAGACUCAGCUGUUGGUCUCUAGGUUUCUGACUAGGUUCCUGCCUUUCUAGGGAGUUUUUCCUAGCCACCGUGCUUCUACAUCUGCAUUGCUUGCUGUUUGGGGUUUUAGGCUGGGUUUCUGUAUAGCACUUUGUGACAUCUGCUGAUGUAAAAAGGGCUUUAUAAAUCAAAUUUGAUUUGAAUUUGAUUUGAGAUCAGCCAUUUUAAAUGGUUUGUUUAUUAGAGGCUUUGUGUGUUAGUAUUUAGUUAAGCACUUGAAAUAAUGAUGAGGCACCUCAGCUCAGCUAGGGGUCAGCUAGGGGUCAGCUAGCCAGAUAUUUGUUUGUCUGGAUCUUUUUCAGCCCACAAUAAUAAUCUAAGAUGUAUGGAAGGUAUUCAGGAUACAUUUUAGAUUCUAUUAAUGACUCCUAUAAAGUAUUUUCCCUCAAUUUAUUUCAGAUUGAGAGGAUCCAGAACCCAUAGUGUGAAAAGUGUACUUAGAUUAGUGUUGGUCUAGCUAGCCCGUUAGUGUGUUUUGUGUGUUCUCAGAUUGAGAGGAUCCAGAACCCAACCCUGUGGAGGACUCUCCAGAUCAAGAAGCUGGACAUGGAGCUCAGGAACGGUCACCAGAAGAAUGAGAAGAGGCUCUUCCAUGGAACGUGCCACACAACCAUCGAUCACAUUAACAACCAUGGCUUCAAUCGGAGCUACGCUGGGAAAAAC